AUGGAACAAAAAAUAAUGUUCUUAUUUAUUAAAACUUCACUGUUUAUACUUAUACCUUGGAGUUCUUUAAAUAAAAACUUGGUUGAAAAAUGCAAUCUUUGUAGAAAAUUAAAUUCUAGGAAUUAUCGACUUUUAGAAAAAUAUAAACAGCAUAAGGAUUCAAGUGUAAUAGAUUUUAGAGCAGAAAUGCCAAAUAAUAUAGUGAAAAAUAAAAAGUAUAUAUAUAAUAAUAUUAGUAAUAAAGGAACAAAAAGAAAGCAUAAACACUCAUGUAAAAGUUCAAUAAGUACUGAGGAAUACGGUAAAAAUGUUAAGACAAAUAAAUGUGGUAAACCUAAAACAAAAGAAUAUUUCAAUUUUGAAGAAAAAAUAUUUAAAAAACUUGAUUAUGAAGAUUACGUUAAAAAUAUCAAGACUAUCGAAUAUAAGGAAUAUAAAAAACUAUCAUGUAAAAAACGAAAAGUACGAAUUUCCUUACUUUUGUUAGUUAUCCUGGUAUUAAUACUACCCAUAUUAGAUCUUUCAUUAGAAAAAUUUAUAGAUGGUGGUUUGUUGGGUUUAUUAGAGUUGUUAUCGCCAGUUGUAGCUCAAGAAGGUGGUGUUGCGUCUGGGGUAGAGGGUGCUUUGAACACUUUGUUAAGCAAAAGCAGUUGGGGUAUGUUAGAGAAAAUAUCUGCGUCAACUAUUUUCUUUUACUGUGUACCUUUCGUUAUAUUUGUUGUCAUAUUUAUAUUUGGAAUGAUUUAUUACUAUAGAAAAGUUCUAAAAUAUGAAAAUAUUAAGUUCAGAAAAAGAUCAAAUAAGAAGUAA
Molecule: messenger RNA, 810 nt
Organism: Plasmodium malariae
Lineage: Eukaryota; Apicomplexa; Aconoidasida; Haemosporida; Plasmodiidae
Product: fam-l protein
Exons: 2
Coding region: 1-810 (269 amino acids)
Source: RefSeq, a predicted model, not a curated record